Cylicostephanus goldi is the source of this 668-nucleotide messenger RNA. NCBI's taxonomy places the organism in Eukaryota, Metazoa, Nematoda, Chromadorea, Rhabditida, Strongylidae. The record is from the annotation of a GenBank genome assembly.
AUGCGUGCUCGCGAGGAUGUUUCGGAUGGUCAGACCCCCAAAAGAAAGAGAGGACGGCCGAAAAAAAGUGAAUCAGUGAAAUCGCAUGAAACUACUAAGAAAAGAAAACGAAAAACUCGCGUAAGACAUGACAGUACCGAUAGUACCGAAGAUGAUGAGGAUGAUCUUGUCUUAGACGAUGACGGUGCUGAAGAGGAGGAAGCAGAUGAAGUGGAAGAACCUGAGGAGGAUCCAAAUGAUCCGGAGUUCGAACCUAACCGACGAACUAGCCGUCGAAAUCGCAAGCCGGUGAAAACUUACAACACGAAGCUUUUGUUACGUGAAGAAAUGUCAAAAGCCAGAGAGACAUUUAGCAAAAGCCGAGGAGGUCGUGGAGGACGCGGCCGGCCUCGUGGCGGUGGUCGUAAGAGUUGCGUAGAUUUGACUUUCCUCGAGGAUCCCAGAAGAACUCGUGUCACUGAUGAAAAUGAAUUUGACAGGCUCUUAGAUGAAGAAGUAGCCAUGUACGAAAAACACCUUCCAACUUUACCACCAGUGAUACCCGAUCCAAGCCAGAGGCUGUAUGUUGUUCGGGUGGAUUCCGUUGAUGCACUUGCGAACGCUGGCGCUGGUUUUCGUCUCAUGACUAGCUGUGUCACUGAUGACAUGAUGGUCUCGCUCUUGUGAGU